Messenger RNA from Microtus ochrogaster (prairie vole), 456 nucleotides. Its product is annotated as granzyme B(G,H)-like. NCBI's taxonomy places the organism in Eukaryota, Metazoa, Chordata, Mammalia, Rodentia, Cricetidae. The transcript has 3 exons. The record is from RefSeq and is a predicted model, not a curated record. Bases 1 to 456 code for a protein of 151 amino acids.
AUGGCAGCAGUCCUGAUUCUCCUGACUUUUCUUCUGCUGCUUGGAACUGAUCUGGAGAGGAGGGCAAGGAGGACUAAUGCUGUGAGGACCCUCAGGCUGCCCAGGAGUAAUGUCCAUGUGAAGCCAGGGGAUGUGUGCUACGUGAAUGGUUGGGGACAGUUGAAUCCGAAUGGUAAACUCUCAGAUACGUUGCAAGAGGUAGAGCUGACAGUCCAGAAGGAUCAAGAGUGUGAAUUCCACUUUUCUCGUCAUUACAACAAAGCUACUGCGAUCUGUGUGGGGGACCCAAAGAUCAAGCAAGGUUCCUUUAAGGGGGAUUCUGGAAGGCCUCUCGUGUGUAAAAACAGAGCUGCAGGCAUUGUGUCCUUGGUCUGUACUAAUGGUUCAGCACCAGGAACCUUCACCAGAGUGUCAAGUGUCCUAUCCUGGAUAAAGAUAAUGAUAAAACAUAGCUAA